This is a messenger RNA of Mercurialis annua (annual mercury), 1017 nucleotides long. RefSeq names its product protein pleiotropic regulatory locus 1-like. Gene Ontology annotation, biological process: mRNA splicing, via spliceosome. The record is from RefSeq and is a predicted model, not a curated record. Gene Ontology annotation, cellular component: precatalytic spliceosome; Prp19 complex; catalytic step 2 spliceosome. The transcript has a single exon. Lineage: Eukaryota; Viridiplantae; Streptophyta; Magnoliopsida; Malpighiales; Euphorbiaceae. Gene Ontology annotation, molecular function: protein binding. Bases 43 to 972 code for a protein of 309 amino acids.
ACAUUCAUUCAAAGUUAAAAAUCGAACAGAAAAAUUUCAAGAAUGCCGCAGCUCUCGGUUCCCCAUACUAACUGGAAAUUAUACAGGCUCAUCACCGGCAAUGGAUUAGAAGUGAGAUCUCUCGCGUUCGGUCCCAAUAAUUCUUGGUUCUGUGCAGGCUCCGAGGACGGCUCCAUCAGAAUAAUCGACCUGGCAAGCGGCAGGAUCAAGCUGACACUCACAGGACAUAUCGGACAAGUACGAGGUGUUGCGGUUAGUUCAAGACCUAAUUACAUGUACUCUGCCGGAUUAGACGGACAGGUAAAAUGCUGGGAUCUUGAACAGAAUAAAGUAAUUCGGAAUUACGACGGUCAUCUUUCCGGUAUCUAUUGCUUGUCUCUCCUUCGUGACGAUAAUUAUUUAAUCACCGGCGGCCGUGAUUGUGUUUCCAGGGUUUGGGAUGUCCGUACAAGAAAUCAAGAACUUGUUCUGUCAGGACAUACAGGUACAGUUUGUUCAGUUCUGACUCGCGGGUCGGAUCCUGAAGUGGUCACGGGUUCGAACGAUUCAACAAUCAAGUUUUGGGAUCUGAGAUACGGUAAAAGUGAUUUUUUAACUCUGACCCAUCACAAGAAAACGGUUCGUGCAUUGGCAUUGAAUCUGACAGAAAAAGAUUGUUUUGUCUCUGCAUCAAACGAAAUCAAGAAAUUUAGCUUUCCGAAUGGAGAAUUUUUACAAAAUAUUGUUCCUGAACCGGAAGCUAUAACUAAUGCAAUUGAUAUUAGUAAUGAUGGUGUCAUGGCUUCAGGAUCACAUGAUGGGAGUUUGAAUUUGUGGGAUUGGAGAAGUGGUGUUAAUUUUCAGAAGAUGCCCGGUUUGUUGGAUUCUGAAGCGGGUAUUUGUACUUUAUCUUUCGACAGGAUGGGUUCGAGGCUUAUUGUUUGUGGAACUGAUAGAAUGAUUCAGAUGUGGAAACCUGAUCCGGAGAUUUGACUGUUAUAAAUUGACUUAGUUUUUUAUGUGGUCUGUUUAUUCUUU